UAUGAAGCGCUCGAGAGUAUACGAGCCGCGCGCCGCUUCGCAGAGCUUUUUAUAUAUCAUACGGCCGAGAGAAGACAUGCCGCCAACGCCAAGGCGGUAGUUUGUACUUGCGCGCCGCGUUGCACACUAGGCACUGUGCGCCGCACACCACGCACGAGACACACGCGGAAAAGUUCCUCGAUCGUCUCGGUCUUGUCUUGUCAAAACAAAAUCUGCAUUUACGAGCCAUUGUGUGCGUCGACGCGGAUAAAGAUCGCGAAAAGCAUAUUUACCGUAAAUUAUAUUUUGUUAUUUAGAGGCGAUCGGAGUUCAAUUAGCCGUGCUAGCUAAUGAGCUGGACACGGAUAAUGGACGGAUUUGUAAGCGAAUAAAGAAUGAACUCUGAUUCCGAGUGACUGAUAGUAUAUAAAAGACUCUCUGCGCCACGAUACUUACUGUGGGAAAAGACGAGGAGUCAAAAACACACACAUAUACACACGAUACACACGAUCGAGAAUGAUCGUAAGAGAAUCAUCGAGCUUGCUGCUGUUGUUGGUGCUGUCGUUGCUGCUGCUGCAGCAGCGAGUCGUUGCCGCCGCUACCGCCGAUGCAGACGAUAAUAAUAAAUCGACACUGCGCCUCUCCGCCGCUGACAAGAAUCACGAUGGAAGCGAUCAUAAAUUGGCGAAACGAGUGGUGAACUGGGCCACUUGGCAGCAGCAUCAUGCGGCCUCCAGCACCCAACCCCCCGUGUACUAUCCCGAGUAUCCACCUCUGGGUACUCCUCCACCGUCCGCUCCAGCCUCCAAAUGGGAACUGUCGAGAGGUCAGAAUCAGUACGGCAGCCACGAUCGUAAGGUAAACGAGGAAUGGUACGAGGGCGUGUCGAACGACAGCAAGAAGCCGCGCAAAGAGGAGCCGACUCCGCAGGGUCAGGCGCGGUCGGAUCGCGUCGCCCUGUACGACCCAGUGCUCGGCGUCAAAUGUCCGCGCACCGACUCCACGGGCGUCUUCGUCUAUCCGCUCGACUGUCGCUUUUACGUGAACUGCUGGAACGGCCGGGCCGUGGUCGAGCCGUGCGCCCCGGGCACUCUGUUCAGCCCGGACGAUCUCGAGUGCGACUUCCCGAACAAGGUCAAGUGCCUGUCGAGCUCGGAGCUGGGCAUCGAUGUAAGCGACUUUGGCGAGGCUCAGCAGCAGCAGGCCUCCGGCAGUGCGGGUGGUAGCGACGACGUCGACAGGAGGGACAGCCACGACCAAAAGCCGAAAUGUCCACCUGGUUUGACCGGACUUAUGGCCCAUCCCACGGAAUGCACGAAAUUCCUGCAGUGCGUCAACUCGAACACGUACGUCGUCGACUGCGCACCUGGUACCGCGUUCAAUCCCUUGCUGGGUGUUUGCGAUUAUCCGAAAAACGUCAAGGGCUGCGAAGGCGUUUCCGAAGCGGGAGUUUCCGUGGCGGGAGUUGUCGAGCACAGCGCCGGCAGACAGCCUGCCGAUUCCGAGUACGCCGAGACGUCGCACAACGUGACGCCGAGUCCCCGCGUCGUGGCCACGACUCCGCGCGCCCCUCGCAAAAUCAACUGCCCGCCCGGCUUCAGCGGCCUCCUGCCCGAUCCGGACUCCUGCACCAAGUUCCUACAAUGCGCCAAUGGCAACACCUACAGGAUGGACUGCGGCCCCGGCACCGUCUUCAAUCCCAUCUCCAGCGUCUGCGACUGGCCCUACAACGUGCCCGAUUGCAGCAAUGAAUAUAAAAAACCCAGCGUAGAUCGUCAGGAUGAGAACGAGGAGGAGGACGAGGAGUCUGAGUGGAAAGGAGCUCCUCCCCCGCGUCAUCCGUACACCGGUCCAGCCACGCUCCCGACGGUCAUCAAUUAUUACGACAAACCCGAGAAUCGCAAAGAGCCGCUGAGCAGGCCUGUCAUUCCUCAUCAGCAGCCCUAUCCAAGCGGUCCGGGAUUCCCCAGUCAGAUCAACGACGACGAGUUCGCGACGUCCCUGCCGAUCGAGUACGGAUCGCAUCAUCAUCAGCACAAUCAUCGUUAUCAGCCCGGUGGCUCGCACUUCCGCUUUCCCGACUCGGACGCGGAGGAAUCGGCCAAUGGCGCGAAUACCCAGGGACCGUACACCGACAUCGAUCAAAGGCACGCAAGGAAAAAGGAUGAUCAGCCAGCAGCAGUUCAACAACCUGAGAGCCCUCAUUAUGGAAAUCAGAAAUUCCCACAGCUGGGAUACGAGAAUUUUUAUCCCAAUCACCGCUACGCCCAGCAACAGCCGCAGCAGCCGCAGCAGCAGUACGCUUAUCUGAAUCGGGGCUCGCAACCGGGCUACGAAAACUUCCCCGUGCCCGUGGUCAACGUCAGACCCGGCGUAACCCAGCCGACCACUCAUCGUAUUCACGGCCAAAGCCCCGUGAACGGCCACGCUUACCCGCACGACUACAAUCCGGUCCAAUAUCCUCCCAAGGGCUCGUCGUCUUCGUACGAGUCCUCGAGCGAGGAAAACGACGGUGGCUCGCCGGCGCUGAACACCGGUCGAGCUUGGGCCGAGCCUCCCUCGCGAACCGCCAAUAAUGCGCAACUCGUGCGCCCGAUAUCGUCGCCGAUCAUCAUCGAUCGGCGCAACUACAGCAGGAACAACGACAGGUGGAGCGCGCCCGAGCCACCCGCGAGCGCCCCCGUGUCCAACAGUUGGCGCGGCAUGGGCCGAGGUUUCGAGGAGAGACCGGGACGCAUGCGUCCGUAUAAUCAAGGACCGAAUCACGUAAAUCCUUACGACAAACCGUACGAGAGACCGCCGAGUCCAAACAUACAGAAUGCGAACAAUAAUUACCAGUCCUGGUCGUCCGUGCUGAGAUACGUGACGACCACGACGACGCCCAGGCCCAUAGUUACCCAAGGUCAUCAUCAUCAUCAGCAAGUCGGGACGAGGGGACGCUUCGUGCCCUCGCGAGAUCUGAUCAUCGAUCAGGGUCACUCGAGAACGAGGCAACAAAUAGCCUCGUCCGGCCCGGGAGGCAGAGUCCCGAGCGUCAUUGGCGUGGCGACGACCACGACCACGACGACUCCGAGACCGACUACGCAGUCGUUGACAACGACGACGGAAAAGAGUACCACCGCUGCGAGCCCAUCCACUUGGAAACCAGACAUGGUUUUUCCCAAAGACGACGAGCAACCGUCCCCGUUCGCAAACGUGUUCGACUCGUACGACAGAAACAAAGCCUUCGUCUACAAUCCGUCCAAGCUGAGCCCCGACAAUGUGCCGACCGUCUCGAUCGAGCUCGAGGAGGACUGGAAUCCGCUGGCCGCGAUACUGCCGAUGAAGAAGAAGCCCAGCGUUAACGCGCAGCCUAUUCUAGAGCUCACCACGGAAAUAUCAGCCAUCAAAUGGAUACCCGACAAAGACAGCAGCAACGAAAACGCACCGGCGGCGGAGAAUAAAGACGACAAAUCGGUUGUAAUGAAAAUUAAUAACCAAGAUCCGAACUAUUUGUUGGAUGUCGAAUUGGAGUCGUUCAUCAAUGAGGAACCGCCCUUCCCCGUUCAUUACUCUCCACCGGUGAUUUCGGCCUCGCAAGUCACUCCGGACUCGCCCAUGCCCGGCCAAAUGACACCCAUCUCGGGCCAAGUGGUGAGACUCCGCGGCGGCAAGGACCCCUCGGAGGGCUACGUCGAGGUCCAGGGCGCCAAACCGGGCUGGGGCGUCGUCUGCGACUCUCAGGACGCCUGGAGCCAGAGGGAGGCCGACGUCGUCUGCCGACAGCUCGGCUAUCAGCGCGGCGCCGCCUACGUCUGGCAGGGCAGACCCUCGAACGUGCCCGGGGCCAGCUGGAUAGCCGCGAGCUCGGUCGCGUGCAACGGCACCGAGGCCAAAUUCCAGAACUGCUUGUUCCGCCACGAGGCCGACAGCUGCGAGAUCGAGCGCGACGCCAUCGGCGUGCGCUGCUUUCCCAACCGACAGGCCCACUGUCGAGCCGACGAGCGGGCCCACAACGGCCAGUGCUACCACGUCGCGGAUGCGUCCAAGGCCCUGAGCCACGACGAGGCGCACGACUACUGUCACGCGCGCGGCUCGCGCCUCCUAGACUUGGUCGACCAGGCCGAGAACGACUUCGUGUCGGAGCUGCUGGCGCAGACCAAGCCGAUGGUCGACUCGGUCAUGACCUCGGGCAUGGGCUUCAAGACCCUCAAUCGCACCAUCUGGAUGUGGGAGGACAGCAGCGCCGCCAAAUUCAAAUACACCAAGUGGUGGCCCGGCUGGCUGGAGGACAGGAGGGUCGUGCCCGUGGCCGGCGCUCGGCCCGUCUGCAUCGUCAUGACGCGCAAGUUCCCCUGCCACGACAGGCCCGACAACAAGUGCAAGGCCGACUACUUCUUCUGGGAGGUGGAGGACUGCGCCGCCUCGAACAAGGGCCACGCGUUCGUCUGCGAGCGGGCCUACGACGACAUCGGCUGCCUCUACGGCAACGGGCAUCAUUACACGGGCAACGCCAGCGUCACGAUGGAGGGUCGCGAGUGCCUGUCCUGGGGAGAUCCGAUGGUGGCUGGGCCACUUUUGACCAAAGUAGCUAGUCGCGAGGUGAGGGACAGCUUGAAAUCUCACAAUCACUGCCGAAAUCCAAAUCCCGGCAAGGAGGCCCGACCCUGGUGCUUCACCGGACCCCGCGGAGAGUUCGAGUACUGCGACAUACCGUACUGCGGCAAAUCGAUCGCGAAGAAGUCCCACCUGACCGGCAACUGCAAGCCCAAGCACUUCGAGUGCUCGCCCGGCGAGUGCAUACCGUCGCCCUGGGUCUGCGACGGCGAGGAGGACUGCUCCAACGGCAUCGACGAGCGCAAGUGCUCGAGCCACCUGAAUUUCUUCAAGAAGCAUCCGCGCCAACGACUCGACGGCUACGAGAUCGAGAAGUGGCUCAAUACGCCCGUCAAGACUUGCGCUCUGCGCUGCAAGGAGGCCGACUUCACCUGCAGAUCCUUCACCCACGAAGCCAAGGGCAACGUCUGCUAUUUGUCGGACAGCAACGUCGGCACGACCGGGGCCCUCGUCCCAAGCCCCGAGCACGACUACUACGAGAUGAAGGACCGCUCGAUCGACUGCGAGAACAUGUUCGUCUGCGCCAAUCAGAAGUGCGUGAAUCGGAGCACGGUGUGCGACGGCAGGAACGACUGCGGCGACCGGUCCGACGAGAAGAUCUGCACGGCCGAGAAUCUCGGCUACGAGAUCAGACUGGCGGGCGUGGCCGACUCCAAGCACGAGGGCCGAGUCGAGGUCAAGGUGCUGGGCAAGUGGGGCCAGGUCUGCGACGACGGCUUCACCAUCAAGGCCGCCCACGUCGUCUGUCGGGAGCUCGGCUUUCAGCUCGGCGCCGUGGAGGUGCGCCCUGGAAGUUUCUACGGCAACAUGAAUCCGCCGGACUCCUUCAUGGUCGAUCAGCUGAGGUGCAAGGGCAACGAAAGCUCGCUCAGGGAGUGCGACAACGAGGGCUGGGGAAAGCACAAUUGCCGUGCCGAGGAGGCGGUCGGCGUCGUCUGCAAGACCAGCAGCGACGUCUGCCAGGAGGGCCAGUGGAAGUGCGACUCGUCGCCCAUGUGCAUACCCACGCCGUUCAUCUGCGACGAGGUGAAGGACUGCCCGGACGGCUCGGACGAGAGCGCCGCGCACUGCGAGGCGCCCUUCGAGCUGCGCCUGGCCAACGGCAGCAGCCCGAUGGAGGGCCGCGUCGAGAUACGCCACCACGGCAUCUGGGGCACGGUCUGCGACGACGACUUCACCAACGUCACCGCCAGCGUCAUCUGUCGCUCGCUCGGCUACGGCGGCCCAGCCAUGGUCAAGAAGGACGGCUACUUCGGUCCGGGUCAAGGACCCAUCUGGCUCGACGAGGUGAACUGCAUCGGCAACGAGACGCAACUGUAUCGCUGCGAGCACGACCACUGGGGCAGGCACAACUGCGCCCACAACGAGGACGCCGGGGUCGUGUGCAGCGCCGGCACGCUGCCAGCCGAUUACGAGUGGGUGAACGUGCGCGGCAAGAGACCGACAGCUCGUCAGCGGCCGCUGCACUUCAACAUCGACGACGUCCUGCCGAGCGACUGCGGUAAACGCGCCGAGGACUUCAAAGACGAGGACGAUCUCGUCUCGUCGCGGGUCGUGCGCAGUUCGAUCGCGCCGCCCGGCUCUUAUCCCUGGCAGGCGAGCAUACGAGUGAGAGGUCACAGCAAGACGACCCACUGGUGCGGGGCCGUGGUUCUGUCGCCUCUGCACGUCCUCACUGCGGCUCACUGCCUCGAGGGCUACAACAAAGGUACUUACGUCGUCCGGGCGGGUGAUUACAAUACCGAUAUCGACGAAGGCACCGAAGUCGAAGCUAACAUCGAGGACUACUACGUGCACGAGGAGUUCCGCAAGGGCCACAGGUACAACAACGACAUAGCUCUGGUGCUGCUGAAGGGACGCGGCCUGGCACUGGGCAGGCACGUGAUGCCGAUCUGUCUGCCGCACGAGAACAUCGAGUACCCGACGAAUCUCAACUGCACGAUAAGCGGCUUCGGCAGCAUCGAGGCUGGCUCGUCGAUGCACUCGAGACAGAUGCGAUUCGGCUGGGUGCCGCUGAUCGACGAGCGCAUCUGCAAGGCCCAGGACGUGUACGGCGCCGCCAUAACCGACGGCAUGAUAUGCGCCGGCCACCUCGAGGGCGGACCCGACACCUGCGACGGCGACUCGGGUGGCCCCUUGGCCUGUCAAUUCAACGGUGCCUUCACGCUGUACGGCUUGACCAGCUGGGGCGAGCAGUGCGGCCGGGCCAAUCGACCGGGCGUCUACGUACGAAUCGCUCACUAUCGCAAGUGGAUCGACCAAAAGAUACGGCAAUCCAUGAUAGGAAGAUGAUCUUGAACGCGCUGCCAUAAAAACAUAAUUCUACAUAUACCCUGUUAAUAAUCGCGAUGAAAAUGAAAAAAAAAGUACAAAAAACUGUUUAGUCUUUGAAAAUACCCGAAUGAGAAUUAUAUGUAUAUUUUUUAUACGAAACCAAAAACAAAACAAAAAGUACAAAAAACAAAUGCAUCGAUUAUGCAAUUGUAUGAUAUUAUUUUUAUUGGCUGUAAUAAUAUUAAAAAUAAUUAGGCAAUCGAUUUGUGUAUCGGAAUAUUAAGAUCGUGAACUGGCUUGCGGCGGUCAGACACCCAAGUCAGCGCACCUCGAUAACGAUCCGCGAUGAAGAGUCAAUAUUUAUAAAUGUGUGUGCGUGUGCGAGUGUACCUGUGUGCUGAUCGGCUUCUUCAUCGUGUUUACCUUUAUCGUUGAAUUGUAGACACUUAUGUAUUUUGGUCCCUCGACUCAUAUUUAUGUAUACUACUUUUACUCAAGAAUUGUAGCGAGUGCAAUACAAAUAUAUGAUAAAAUUAUAUACUCAUAAAAUUUA
This is a messenger RNA of Trichogramma pretiosum, 7402 nucleotides long. RefSeq lists its product as uncharacterized. The coding region runs from base 496 to 6867 and encodes 2123 amino acids. Gene Ontology annotation, biological process: proteolysis. Gene Ontology annotation, molecular function: protein binding; serine-type endopeptidase activity; chitin binding. Gene Ontology annotation, cellular component: extracellular region; membrane. NCBI's taxonomy places the organism in Eukaryota, Metazoa, Arthropoda, Insecta, Hymenoptera, Trichogrammatidae. The record is from RefSeq and is a predicted model, not a curated record. The transcript is spliced from 22 exons.